AUGGCUCGUACCAAACAGACCGCUCGCAAGUCCACCGGUGGCAAGGCACCCCGUAAGCAACUCGCAGCCAAAUCGUCAGCCCGCAAGACAGCCGCAACGGCAACUGGUGGUGUGAAGAAGCCUCAUCGUUUCCGCCCCGGAACAGUCGCCCUCCGUGAAAUUCGUCGCUACCAAAAGUCGACGGAGCUCCUCAUCCGCAAACUUCCCUUCCAACGUCUCGUCCGUGAAAUUGCACAGGACUUUAAGACCGACCUGCGCUUCCAGUCCUCCGCCGUCAUGGCACUUCAGGAAGCUGCCGAGGCUUACCUCGUCUCUCUCUUUGAAGACACCAACCUUGCAGCCAUCCACGCAAAGCGCGUCACUAUUCAGCCCAAGGAUCUCGCGCUCGCUCGGCGGUUACGUGGCGAGCGUUCAUAG
Molecule: messenger RNA, 417 nt
Organism: Heterobasidion irregulare TC 32-1
Lineage: Eukaryota; Fungi; Basidiomycota; Agaricomycetes; Russulales; Bondarzewiaceae
Exons: 4
Coding region: 1-417 (138 amino acids)
Cellular component (GO): nucleosome
Molecular function (GO): DNA binding; structural constituent of chromatin; protein heterodimerization activity
Source: RefSeq, a predicted model, not a curated record